AUGGAGCAAAUGGGCUUUCCAGGGCAGACUACCCUCCUCUUCCUGAGUCUGGUGCUGCUUCUCUGGAGCCAGGUGCCAGGGGUCCAGGGCCAAGAGUUCCAGUUCGGACCCUGCCGAGUGGAGGGAGUAGUUCUCCAGGAACUGUGGGAGGCCUUCCGGGCCAUGAAGGACAUUGUGCAAGCUAAGGAUAACAUCACCAGUGUCCGGCUGCUUCGGAAGGAGGUUCUGCAGAACGUCUCGGACACCGAGAGCUGUUACCUCAUCCGUGCCCUGCUGAAGUUCUACCUGAAUACUGUUUUCAAAAACUCUCUGGAUAAGGCAGCUGACUCCAGGAUCCGGAAGUCAUUCUCUACUCUGGCCAACAACUUUUUUGUCAUCGCGUCAAAACUACAACCCAGUCAGGAAAAGGAGAUGUUUUCCACCAGUGAGAGUGCGCGCCGGCGGUUUCUGCUGUUCCAGAGAGCAUUUCAGCAGUUGGACAUACAAGCAGCCCAAACCAAAGCCUUUGGAGAAGUGGACAUUCUCUUGACCUGGAUGGAGAAAUUCUACCAGUUCUGA
Neomonachus schauinslandi (Hawaiian monk seal) is the source of this 558-nucleotide messenger RNA. It is a transcript of the gene IL24, whose product is annotated as interleukin 24. Lineage: Eukaryota; Metazoa; Chordata; Mammalia; Carnivora; Phocidae. The record is from RefSeq and is a predicted model, not a curated record. The transcript is spliced from 6 exons. The coding region runs from base 1 to 558 and encodes 185 amino acids.